Anopheles marshallii is the source of this 789-nucleotide messenger RNA. RefSeq names its product Krueppel homolog 2 (gene Kr-h2). The transcript is spliced from 4 exons. Gene Ontology annotation, biological process: membrane organization; endoplasmic reticulum tubular network organization. Lineage: Eukaryota; Metazoa; Arthropoda; Insecta; Diptera; Culicidae. The coding region runs from base 1 to 789 and encodes 262 amino acids. Gene Ontology annotation, cellular component: endoplasmic reticulum; membrane. The record is from RefSeq and is a predicted model, not a curated record.
AUGAGCGAUCAACAGCGAGAUCAACAGUCGCAGCAGCAACAGAGGCAAACUGGUUUUGUUGCACUGAAGGAACAUGUUUUGGCAAACAAACUGGAAACGACGCAAUGGGUAUCCCGCGUACUAACCAUCUACUUUGCGCUAGGAUACGUUUUACCGUUCCUAUACGGUAACUCCGUAAAUGCAUACUACAAAGUGCUGAUGGCAAAUGCGGCCACCAGCGCCAUACGGUUACACCAACGUCUACCUCCAUUUCAGCUGUCCCGUGCCUAUCUACAACAAACAAUGCUAGAGGACUCGUUCCACUAUUUAUUGUUUUCCUUAAUAUUCCUGUACGUGUACCCGAUGCUGGUGAUUAUCUUGCCGGUCGUACUGUUCUCCGUGCUGCAUUCCACGAGCUAUUCUUUGACCCUGCUUGAUACACUCGGACAAAACUCUUGGUGGGGUGCGCGUUUGCUGAUUUCGGUGGUUGAAUUCCAAACACGAAACAUUCUUAGAUUUGCGGCAUUCUGCGAAAUUAUCAUUAUGCCACUGACGGUGAUGCUUGUGUUUUUGGGCAAAGCCGGUAUCAUGACGCCUUUGGUGUACUACCAAUUCUUGGUAAUGCGUUACUCAUCCCGCCGCAAUCCGUACACCCGAAAUGUGUUCUACGAGUUACGAUUAGUGGCGGAUAACUUUGCCAAUGGCACAGGCACACCACCAGUUGUGCGUAAAGCGCUACAUGCUGCUAUCGGUUUCAUCAGUCGAUUAGCGCCGCCGACACCGGUGCCACCGCAGCAGCAGCAGCAAUAG